This is a messenger RNA of Leptopilina boulardi, 2536 nucleotides long. It is a transcript of the gene Ankle2, whose product is annotated as ankyrin repeat and LEM domain-containing protein 2 homolog. Gene Ontology annotation, molecular function: protein phosphatase 2A binding. The transcript is spliced from 10 exons. Gene Ontology annotation, cellular component: endoplasmic reticulum. Bases 169 to 1998 code for a protein of 609 amino acids. The record is from RefSeq and is a predicted model, not a curated record. Lineage: Eukaryota; Metazoa; Arthropoda; Insecta; Hymenoptera; Figitidae. Gene Ontology annotation, biological process: negative regulation of phosphorylation.
CUGCGACUGGCAACCACUGUGUUGCUUCAUGUGUCAAACUUGACAGUUUUGAAAAAUAUUCACUUUAAUAACACACACGUAUAAAUAUUUUGCAAAUAAUUUUGUCUUCCUUUUUUUUAUAUAUAUAUAAAUAUAAAAUAUAUAUGCGGGUACUUUAGCCCGUGACAUAUGUCACAAAGCGUGAUCACAAGUUUUGUUGAUUAUUUUCAACAAGUUUUACGAUUAAAUUCGGGUAUGAGUGAGAAUAAAGAAAAUUCUCCAGCGUAUAAUUUGCGCUCAGGAGAAUCUAACCUCAAUUCAAAUAACACUAUUUUUUACGCUGUUUUUAUUCCUGGCGACAACGAAAAAGGCGAUGCAAAAGAAGAAGUUCGCGUUUUUACAGAAAAAAGUGAUGCUUUAAAAUUAAUAAAAAGUCACAAGAAUGCGAGAUUAAAAUUCUUUAAAAAUCGUUUGGAUGCUGAAAAUUUUUCACGAAAUGGUGGAUCAACAAAUGAUGCCAAUGUUACAACAAUCAGCACAGAAAAUGUUGUUGGUGAAGAGAAAUACAGUAAUUUUAAAGGUCCAAAACCUCAAGAUUUAGUGCGAUUUCGCAAAUUAAUAGAGGCUGGUGAUUUGGAUGCUGUGAAAUCUGUAAUUUGGGAAAAUCCACGAUAUUUAGUUAGCAGUGGUGAUACUCCUGCAAUUUUACAUGAAGGUUCUCGAUAUAAUGCAUUACACAUUGCAACGAAAUCUGCACAUUCAGGUUUAAUGUGCGAACUCUUAUUGAGCACAAUUAAUAAUCCUAAUUUCGUAAAAUUACUCUAUGGCGAAAUUGAUUUAUUAAGGGCACAAAUUUUACUUGAUCUUUAUUUAAAUACACCAGAUAAAGGACUCAAUGAGACUCCACUUCAUUUUGCUGUGAAAUUUGGACAAAAAGAAGCCGUUAAAGUGCUUGUCUCUUAUUCUCAAUGCGUUAAAAAUGUAUUGAACAAAUAUAGACAAAAACCUUUGGAGAUUAUUUGUGCAAGAAAAAAUAGUGACGACGAAGAAUUAAAAAGACAAAUUCGUUCUUUAUUGGAGGAUCAAUUUUACGUUCCCGUUCUCAGAUCUAAAGAUGAUACAUUGCAACCGACAAUUGGUGAACCUUUCUCGCCAACGAGUCCUCGUGAAUGUGAAGUAUUGCAGAAAUAUAAAAUUGAUCCAAUUAGUCCUCAAAUGGAAGUCCAUGCCUUUGCCGGACCUAUGAGUAAAACACAAGCAAUAGAAUUUCGUAGAAAAUGGAAAACACCACCACGUUAUCAGGGUACGCCUACGCGGCUUAAUUUCACUCCUACGAAACUUCAUUUAACUCCAACGCGUGAAAAUAGGCUCAAUGAUUCCUUCACGGAUACCCGUGAAAUUAUUAGAACUCCUAUUCAAAAUUUAUCCCUACGAUUGCAAGAUCCUCAAAAAGGACUCGAAAGAGUUGGAAGAGUUUUAGCUGAAGAAUAUCAUGUUCCAUGGAAGGAAUUUUGGCCAUUUUUAGAUAGUUUCGCUGAUUUAGGAUGCUCCGAUGGUUUAUGGAAAUUGGAAAAAUUUUUGGAGGCAAGAUUCAAAGGAUACUUCAUACCAAUUGAAAAUGAACUCAAUCAAAAUUCUAAUAAAAUAACUGUUAAUGGCGAUCCUUUAAAUGAUUUGACUAAUUUAUGCAAUAAGUUCGAGUCUUGUAAUUUGCAUAUCAAUGAAGAAGACGAAGAAAAUACGGAAGAUGAUUUUUAUACGCCACCUUCAUCGCCAAUGUCUUGCAAUAGUUCAGAGGAUGAGAAAAUGGAAUUAGCGGAAGAAGGAACGACAACAUUCAUUGAAUGUAAUGCACCUACCAAAACUGAUUAUGCAGUUUUUAAUGCAGUUCCAUCGACAGUCACGCCAUAUGAUUAUCCAAAUAUUUAUCGUUGGAAACACGAGAUGCAAAUGAUUAUGAGAAAUAAUCCCACGGGAAACAGAUCAACACCUGGAAUCAGAAGAAAACUUCGUCUCUGAUUAAAUAACGUGCGUUGCGUUUUAAUUGAUAAUUAAAAAACCAAAAAAAUAUUAGACAUCUCAAGUACAAACUUUUUCCACAAAUUUAAAAUUCCAAUAAAACUUUCAGUUUCUUUAUCAUCGAUAAUUCCAUUAUGUCAUUAAAGAGUAAAAUAGUUAGAGAGAAAGAGAGAAAAAAAAGAGAUAACAAAAAUGUAGAAACUUUUAAUAAGUUUCAUAGUAUUUGUUUUUAAUGUUUCUUUUUCUUUCUUUUUUGUUUUCAAAAAUUUGAAAAAUUCAGCUUUUUCGCUUAUCUAUAAAGUUGAUUUAAAAAAGAAAAAAAAAAAUGAUAAAUAUUCAAGGGCUAAUAAUAAUUAUUAAGUAAAUAGUAAAAAAAAAGGAGGAAGUAAAGCUCUUUGCUACAAAAAAAAGAUUAUUAUAUAUUUUCCUACAGACUUUUCUACUCUGAAUUUGAAAAAAAAGGAGAUUUUUAACGUGUGAUAAUGCUGCUAAUUUAAAUUUUGAAGAAAUGAAAAAAAAAAAAAAAGAUGAAAGAAAA